GCUUAUCAAUCAAUGUCAUUUCACAUUUGUAUUUUGUGUCAACCGAGCAUGUUUAUAAAUUAUUCUAAUAAUUACAGUCCAAAACACAAACAAUUUAAUAAAUAAGAAGCAAUGGCGACAUAUGAUAACAAAGCUUGGCUGCUGAAAAGCGUACGCGACGCUUUCAUAGCAACAGACGACACCGGACUUUGCGAGAUAGUUAUGGCAGGCGAGGACUUUUCGAAAAUUUUUCAAAACAAAGCAAUGGAAGUGAAGAAACGUGAAAGGGAUAAAGUGCUUUACCAACCGAGUACAAGUAAAGGGAAGGAGUCGGGUACAGAUGACGAAGAUGACAGAGAAUUCGUAACUCAAUUCGACCCAUAUCCUGAUAUGGACGACAGUGACGAAGAUGAGCCAUGCCCCAGUUAUCCACGGAUUCCUGACGAAUUCCUGCCGGUACACAGACAAAAACUUACUAUAGACAAAAAGGAGCAAGAUCUCAAAAAGGCAGCUAGGAUCAAAGUUAUAAAAUGGGAGGAUCCACAAACACAACUCACAUCUGAACAAUUGGCAGAAGUCUUUGCUAAAGUUGAAGUUAAAGAACCAGAGAAAAAGAAAUCCUUGCUAGCAGAACAGCUAGAGAACUGUCCUGACCUACCCCAUCGACAGUACCUAGAGUAUGCAAAGUUUGAUGGCACUGCACAGCUAGGGCAACCCACAAAAUCCUUUAGAAUCUUCAUGACGAUGCUUCCUGAAAAGUAUCAGAUGUACCCUGUUGUUGUCUGUGUUAUUGCCAGUGCUAAGAUAAAAGACUUAAUUGGCUUCACAUGCUACAAAUACAGCAUCGAACAUCCAGACAUAACUUUAGACUCUGUGCAUAACUAUGGGUUAUUCAUAGUGGAAGAUGAUGGUGAAGUGGACUGGGCAUUCCCAUGUCUUGACAAAAACGAACCAUGCUCAAAAUUCGGUUUCACAUGCCUUGGACUUGUGGACCUUAAGAAAAGGGACACAGCUGUUAUGGCAUGCCCUAUGCCCGAUUUUGAUAUGAAUUCAGCAUUCCAGUGUUUCCCCAAAGUAUCAGUGUCUGGACAAAGUAAUGUUAACACGUCAAGAUUGCAUACAGGGGACAGUGAUACUACAGAAGUUUUAAGGGCAAUGAAUACUGUGAUUGAGGGUAACAAAGGUUUUGGAUUGCAGUCUGGCGCAGUGGCAGAUGCUUCACAAGACAAACUUUACCGGGUGCUGUUGUUACAUAAAGUGCGAGCCAACACACCUGUCCAACUUGGUAUCACUCUAGAUACAAUAGAAGUUGUGCCGCUUGUUCCUAAUAAACACGCUUUUUGGGCGCGUCCAAAAUAUUUUCUGCACAGUAUGAACUCUAUAGCAUGGUGUCAGAUAUUAGAAGAAAGAAGCAACAAAACUACAUUCAGAAUAGUGUACUCGCCCAAUCAUGAUGCAGCGUUUAGCGAUAGAAAUGCAGGUAACGUAAACCUAUAUAAUCCAAACACAACAUACAAGAAACACGAUUUCGAGGGCGAGCACGAAAUUGCCAAAAAGAUCGUCGACAAUGUAAACACAAUCCUAGAUCUGAGAAACAGCCCAUGCCGUAGAGAAUACAAAACUGUGAAGGAAAAGAAAUUAUUGCAGACUCGAAGAAGUUUCCACACCAAGCAUUUAAGUUGAGUUUUGGUUCCUAAGGUUCGCAGCAGCUGAAAGUUCCUGAAAUAUAUUUUUUUUAAUGACUGAUUAAUAGUAUAAGUGAAUUUAACUAUGAAAACUUCAAUUUUAGCACAAGAAACGCCUUUUAGUCAUGUUUGAUGUUGUAUUAUAUGAAUUAUAGUCAAUAUGUCUGUAAUCUAUCGAUAAGUUACUUGUGGCCUUUUUCACAACCUCCAGAUAAACUUUAUCGGAUAAAUAACUUUGACAUUAUGACAGUUUUUCUACUGGGAAUCUACCAAAUUGUCAAUCCAUUAGAUAAAGUUUAUCUGGCAGUUGUAAAACCAUAGAUUUAUCAUAGUAUAUGAAUCCGAAACAGUUACAUGUUAUUUGUCACAAACUAUCAUCACAAAUUGUAUGUUCUUUUGACAAAUAACGUUCCCAAGUAUCUUACUGACAGGUUAAAGAUAGAUUGAAUUUUCGGCUGUAAAAAUACUAUACUGUUAAAGCCAUAUCUGAAACUAAUUAGAAUUAAAUUGCAUGUUAAGGCCAGGCCAUAAAUACAAAACAAAAUAAAAAAAUACCGACUGAUAAUAAUUAAAGACUUGAAAAGGUUUUUUUAUCAAUAAUAUGCAAUUUCGCAUAUUUCAUUAUUUAUAUUUUAAACAAUAAUAAUUAUUAUUGUAGAAAUUUAUUUGAAAAAUUCAAUGUUAUUUUUUUUUGUAUUCAAGAUUCAAGACCUCAUUAUAAGUAAGUAUUCAAAAAACAAUCUAAAGUAUAUAAUGUGUAAAAAUUAAUUAUUAUUAGUUAAAUUAAGAUUAUUUAAAACUGUCAUACAGUUUAGAUAGCUAAGGUACACGUUUUCGUAAUUUUGUAAUAGAAUGUACAAAUGAGUGAAAUGAGUUCAAUUUUAAGUUAUUAGAUAGCUUACAGCUGAAUACUGAACCGCAUUUUAAUGAUGAACGUCUAUAAUAAUAAGGGUAGUUUCAGACUCAUUUUUAUGCGCGGUACAUCCUUCCAUCCACGUUGAUAACUAUUUUUUCUUAACUAGCUACGCAAUAAGAUUAAGCUUCGUCUUUUCGCAAAUGAUUAUUAAACAAGAAUAUUUUAUCCAGGUUCGUAAGGGAAUACGAUUAUUGUUUUUUAGUAACUAAUAAAGGGUAAUCGGGUUCGUAACUGACUAUAAAAUGGAAAAAAACUAGUUGUGAUCCUUGAUCGUGCAACACUCAAAAUUGUAUUUAAAAAAACUAGUUGUCAAAUAAGUAAUAGGGCUUAAUUUGUCAUAACAUAGUAGAUAAAAAAUUCUUGAUUAUAACCAGUUAUGAAAAAUUAGUAACGUAGAUGGAACUGCAAUAUGAGAUUGGCGUCUUUAGCGACUCACGCGUCCAUACAACGCUCGUAAGGUGUGCGUGUGAAAAUAAGUACGUGCAGUAUAUAAAACGAAUUUUAUACGCGCAAAAAAAAUGAUAAUCUGAAACCGCUCUAAGUAUCUGAUUUUUAAUAUUUUUUUUCCAUACAAAUUUCGAUAAACAGUGUUUACAACGCUCUUAAGUGUUACAAACCGCUAAGAGUUAAUGAAUUUAUAUCGAAAUUAAACAAAUUCUUUUAGUGUUAUAUUUUAAUGAAUUUAUUUGAAUAGUAAUUAAGAUUUUAACAGUGAAAUUAUUGUGAAAUAUACCUUGAGUAGGCUUAACAUAAUUUGAUUAAUAAAAAUGUUGAAUCUAAUAGUAAAAAUUUCAACAUGCCUACCUAGCUUUAUAUUUUAACCAAUGAAUUGUAUGUUAAUUUCGAUGAUAUUGUAUGAAUGGAAUUAUGUACAUAUUUAUAAUGAAAUGAAAUAUUAAAAUGAAUAAUUGUUAUGAAUGA
Molecule: messenger RNA, 3501 nt
Organism: Maniola jurtina (meadow brown)
Lineage: Eukaryota; Metazoa; Arthropoda; Insecta; Lepidoptera; Nymphalidae
Gene: Sin1
Product: stress-activated map kinase-interacting protein 1
Exons: 6
Coding region: 112-1662 (516 amino acids)
Biological process (GO): TORC2 signaling
Cellular component (GO): TORC2 complex; cytoplasm; plasma membrane
Molecular function (GO): phosphatidylinositol-4,5-bisphosphate binding
Source: RefSeq, a predicted model, not a curated record